UGAGCAUGGUCACAUGCUUCUAAUUCAACAAUGAAGCGUUACGUCUACAUCAAUGAUGAUGAAUCUUCACAUGAUCUGUAUUGUGCCAAUCGCAUUUCGAACACAAAAUAUAAUUUGUUGAACUUCCUACCGAAGAAUUUAUGGGAACAAUUUAGCCGCUUCAUGAACCAGUACUUUCUACUAAUAGCAUGCCUUCAGUUAUGGUCUCUUAUUACUCCAGUAAAUCCUGCUAGUACAUGGGGUCCACUUAUUUUCAUUUUUGCUGUCUCUGCAACAAAAGAGGCAUGGGAUGAUUACCACAAAUUUCUUUUAGACAAGAAAGCGAAUGACAAAGAAGUUUGGGUUGUGAGGCAGGGCAUAAAGAAACAUGUUCAAGCACAGGAUAUUCAUGUGGGUAAUAUAGUAUGGCUCCGAGAGAAUGAUGAAGUGCCAUGUGAUCUGGUUUUGAUUGGGACAUCUGAUCCGCAAGGAAUGUGCUAUGUUGAGACUUCUGCUCUAGAUGGUGAAACUGAUCUAAAGACCAGGUUUAUUCCCUCAGCUUGCAUGGGGAUUGAUCUAGAAGUCUUGCACAAAAUCAAGGGUGUGAUUGAGUGCCCUGUUCCUGACAAGGACAUUAGAAGAUUUGAUGCAAAUUUACGGUUGUUUCCUCCUUUUAUUGAUAACGAUCUGUCCCCAUUAACCAUUAAAAACACAAGUCUUCAGUCAUGUUACUUGCGGAAUACCGAAUGGGCAUGUGGAGUAGCUGUUUAUACAGGCAAUGAAACCAAGUUGGGUAUGAGUAGGGGCAUACCUGAACCAAAGCUUACAGCUAUGGAUGCUAUGAUUGACAAGUUGACUGGAGCUAUAUUUGUUUUUCAAAUUGUCGUUGUUAUGGUUCAUUUAAUCUCUUCCUUGAUGCAACAUCUGAUCGUUGGUAACCUGAAAAUUCUAUUAUAGAGAAGUUAAAGUCAAGGCCAUUGUUGGCAUUGCAGUUUUAUAUACUAAUAGAAACUAUUUUUACUUUUUUUUAUUACAGCUCAUAGUUGCAGCAGGGAUGGGUCCGAUUCUUGCUAUAAAGUUCUUCCGGUACACGUACAGACCAAGUAAAAUCAAUACGCUUCAGCAGGCUGAACAUUUGGGUGGACCUAUUCUGUCACUGGGCAACAUUGAGCCCCAAGCAAGAUCAAUAGAGAAAGAUGUUACUCCUUUGUCCAUAACUCAACCCAAGAACAGAAAUCCAGUUUAUGAACCCCUAUUAUCAGAUUCAC
Messenger RNA from Humulus lupulus (European hop), 1247 nucleotides. RefSeq names its product phospholipid-transporting ATPase 2-like. The transcript is spliced from 6 exons. Bases 31 to 936 code for a protein of 301 amino acids. Gene Ontology annotation, molecular function: ATPase-coupled intramembrane lipid carrier activity. Gene Ontology annotation, biological process: phospholipid translocation. Gene Ontology annotation, cellular component: plasma membrane. Lineage: Eukaryota; Viridiplantae; Streptophyta; Magnoliopsida; Rosales; Cannabaceae. The record is from RefSeq and is a predicted model, not a curated record.